Molecule: messenger RNA, 1052 nt
Organism: Symbiodinium sp. CCMP2456
Lineage: Eukaryota; Dinophyceae; Suessiales; Symbiodiniaceae
Source: the annotation of a GenBank genome assembly
AUGGACAUCUUCGAGCGGUAUGCCAAUGAAACCAACAUUGAGGGCGUGGACCAGUACAACGCCUGCUACGGGGGUCAGGCGGCCGGGCUUUGCACUCUGAGUUGGGUCGAGUCUGAACGUUGGGAUGGCCGCUACGGCAUCGCUGUGGCCACAGACAUCUCGGAGGCUCAUCCCCAGGCCUUGGCCUUCGUCGGUGCAGCCACUACGGCUGCCUUGUUCUUCCCGGAUGCCCCGAUGCCGCACCAUUCACAGCGCGCUUCCUGCGUGCUCCAUCGCUUUGACUUUUGCAAACCUGUCGGAUGGCACGACAUGGCACCCAUUACGGAUGGUAAGUACAGUGUGGAGUGCUACUUGGAUGCCUUAGAUGCCUGCCACUCCACUCUGAAGCAGAAGUUGAACGGCCGGGGUCCUCUUGAGGUGACAGACCUCAACGCUUUCCAUACCGGAGGUGGGUACCACAUCGUCAAGAAGGCCUUUGAGCGGCUUCUCCGUGCGGAGGGUGGGAGGAUUAAGCCGGACGAGAAGGAGCGCCUGCUAGUUGAGAAGCUGCUUCCCUCAGUGACCUUGUUGAAAAUCAUUGGGCCCUGUCACACUGUCUCGUCCUUUCUCAAUACCGCUUCUGUGGUCAUGAACUUGAUGGAGAAGGCCCUUGGGAAGAUCCUCCUCGUGUUCACUUAUGGCUCCGGCUGCGCUGCGAGCAUGUACCAGAUGCGGAUAGACGACGUGCCCUUCUACGACCCAAUGGAGAUCUGGAAGAUCCAGUUCUAUCGCAAUGCCAUCAAGAUGACGCCAGAAGCUUCGAUGCCGCUGCAUAACAUCUACAUCGAGACCUGGAUGAAGUUUGACUACAAACCAACCGGCAGGAGGAACGCAAAGAUCUCCCUGUGGAAGUACGAGGAGGAUGUCUACUACCUCAUGGAGAUCGACAAGUUCGGAAGGCGCUUCUACCACCGAGGUGGGCUGUCGACAGGCCCUCUGGAUCCGAGUCUCUCCUUGCCGGUGGACAAGGCAGAAGAGCGGCCUCCUCGCGAGAGCUACGGUCCAGUCCUGCA